Raphanus sativus (radish) is the source of this 1907-nucleotide messenger RNA. RefSeq lists its product as uncharacterized. Gene Ontology annotation, molecular function: DNA binding. Bases 237 to 1706 code for a protein of 489 amino acids. The transcript has 10 exons. The record is from RefSeq and is a predicted model, not a curated record. Gene Ontology annotation, biological process: DNA recombination; DNA repair; DNA replication. NCBI's taxonomy places the organism in Eukaryota, Viridiplantae, Streptophyta, Magnoliopsida, Brassicales, Brassicaceae. Gene Ontology annotation, cellular component: nucleus.
UGUAUGCUCUCUUUGUCUUCCUCGACGAACCUGUUCAUCCUUUCCCCUUCUCUCAAGCUUUAAUGUGUUCUUAAAUUCGAGAAUAAAUGUUGUGUUAAUUAGACAAAACUCUGAAACGUUUUUUUACUCUGUUGAUUUCGUCUCCUAUAAAUAGUAGAUGGAGGCGGCAGUGGUGAUCUUCCACAAUCACUCUCCUAUCAAAUUUCUCGCUUUAGCUUCCACAGAAUCUCCUAAAGAUGUCUUCCGCCGCUGUCCCAAACAUGCCUUCCGCCGCCGCCGUGGUUGUUGCCCCAACAUCGUUCGACGAUCUCCGCCUCGGUAGAUCCGGUCAGUUCGUCGUGGGCCGCCUCCUGCGUUUUUGGGACUCCAGAAACAUCAAGAAACAAGGUGAAUUCAUGGGAAUCACCUUGCUUUUCCUUGAUGCGCAGAACUCUGUGAUCCAUGGAUUUAUUCCUGCUGCUCGCUCCGGUCACUACCGUCCAGGUUUAAGAAGCGGUUCCAUCGUGAAAGUUUCAAGCUUCGAGGUGGCAAGAUGUACUAAUAUGUACAAGAUUACCGACAGCCCAUUUGUGAUCCGGUUUCUCCCACAAACAACCAUUGAUGAAGUCUUGGUCGAUGCACCUGUUAUCAACCUCCAAAAGUUUAUGCUGAGGAAGUUUGAGCAUCUUCAAGCGCUUGCUAACACAAACUUGGAACUCCCCGAUGUUGUCGGAAUGAUUAGUUCCGUCCAAGGUUCCGAUCUUUCGGACACUAGAGUGACGACUCGAGUUGUUGUGCGUUUCGUCGUCGAGCCUAAUGUUGAGGUGUAUCUGUCCUUAUGGGAUGAUGCUGCGGCCACCUUUCGGGGACUCAUCAGUUCAGGCGAAGGAACCAAGUCUGUUAUGGUGGUCACAACUGUGAAUCCCAAAAUCUUUGGAGGUAAUCUGUACCUCAACUCCACACCAGCAACGAAAUUUUAUUUCGACUUGAAUCUACCAGCCAUCGCCCAGUUCACAGCUGGCUUAAGCGGACCAGUUGGUGAAGCUUUUCCUUGCAUCGACACCAAGGAGAGGAUUAAGAAAAAGGAGAAUGUCUCCAUCGGAGAUCUAACCAAAUUCAUCUCCAACUCUGAUGAGCAGGUUCAAACUCAAGAAGCAGAAUUCAUCUGCAAGGCUCGAGUUCUUGAGGUUCUCCAACAUAAUGGGUGGUCCUUUGUUUCAUGCACUGGCUGCAGCAGAAAGUUAGAUCAAUCAGGCACCUCCCUACGUUGCAACCGUUGUGUUAACGCCAACGUCACCGGUGUUAUAAAGUACCGAGUUGAAUUGUCUGUUGAUGAUGGGAAUGACAAUGCCACUUUUGUGGUUUUCAACAGAGAGAUGCUUAAGCUCACUAACAAGGAUGCUGCUACUCUGACUGUUGAAGAGAUGAAUGGUGGUGGAGGCGAGCAGCUCCCACAGUGUCUACAAGACCUUGGUGGAAAAGAAUUUGUGUUCCAUAUCCGUGUAACCCCGUUCAAUUUCACCCCCAACCACCGGACUUUCACUGUUUGUGGAAUAAGUGACCACAUCGAACCUGAGACUUUCAACACCAAAGAAGCUUCCAUUGUUGGUGGAAAGAGUGGCGAAGCAUCUGCUUCCGGCAGUACCUUGGUUGAAGGUGGAGGGUAUGAGGCAAAUCCAACCGGUGGUGAGGUUAAGGAGGGUAGCCGUAAACGUCCCCGUGAGUGAAGCUACUAAGCUGUGAUUCCGUCAACCCAACUCUGCUCCUGUUUUUUUUAAUUUCCCAGUACCUUGAAUAACUAUGCAUUUCUUUUUUUGGACUUUCCAGUUUUUUCAGUUUCGAGUUUUGUUUGUAAGCCAAUAUCCGGCUUUUUACCUCUUACGAGGAAACACUUUUAAAUUUAAUAUGAUGGGUUGACGUUUUAUUAA